UGUGCGUGGGAGUUCCGCGGUGUGACGCCACCACGCAGCGUGCGCGCAGGCGCCGCUCCCGCCGUGGCCUCCGCAGGCGGAAUUGCCGAGUUGUCGCAGAGCUGGGCUUUCUCUGCGGUCUUGUGCAAGUCCCGCCCUUGGCACUGAACGUCCAGGAUGCAGUGACCUGUGAGGAUGUGCAUGUGAACUUCACUCAUGAAGAGUGGGCUUUGCUGGAUUCCUGCCAGAAGAGUCUCUACAAAGAUGUGAUGCUGGAAACAUAUUGGAACCUCACUUCUAUAGGGUACAAAUGGGAAGACCACAGUAUUGAAGAAUAUUGUCAAAGUUCUGGAAGACAUGGAAGUCCUGUCAACUGUCACUAUGGAUACAAGCCAUGUUUGCAUCAGAGAUAUGUAAAGAAGCAUUCUAUCUCUGUUUCUCCUGGAACAAUUAGAAGAUAUGAUGUAAUCACUACUGUGAGAAAACAUGAUGACUGUGAAACAAGUUUACCCUCUCUCUUUGGAGAAAAAGCUAAUGAGAACAAGGAUGAUGGAAAUUCACAGGUCUGUGUUGGUUCAGUUUGCACAGAUAGUAUGACUCACAGUAUAAGAAAAUGUUAUUUAAGUAAUCACUGUGCUGAAAUUCUGAGUUCUUCCAGUUCUUAUCAAAGACAUAAAAAAUCUCAUGUGGGAAGAGGAAGUGAAAAAUGUGAGCUUUGUACUAAAGAUUUUUGCCAUCACAGGUAUCUUCAAACACACAAAACUACCAUUAAUGAAGAGAAUCUCUAUGAAUGUAAAGCCAUUAGAUUUGAAUCCUCUUUACACCAAAGAACUCAUUUGGAAGAAAAACCCUGUGAAUAUAAUCAAAGUGAUAAAGUCUCUGCAUAUCACAGUCUUCAUCAAGUAUAUAGAACUCAUUCUGUAGUGAAAAACAAUGAAUAUCAGCAAUAUGAUAAAACCUUUGCAAGUCCCAGUUUUCUUCAAAUGUAUAAAAGAAUUCUUGGUGGAGAGAAACCCUAUGAAUGUAAUCAAUGUGGUAAAUCCUUUGCUGAGAAGAGUAAUCUUCACAGGCAUGAAAAGACUCAUACUGGAGAGAAACCCCAUGAAUGUAAUCAUUGUGGUAAAGCUUUUGCACACAAAUAUAAGCUUCUCAUUCAUGAAAGAAUUCAUAAUGGAGAGAAACCCUAUGAAUGUAAUCGAUGUGGUAAGGCCUUUGUAGAGAAAUGCAAUCUUCUCAGUCAUGAAAGAAGACAUACUGGAGAGAAUCCCUUUCUAUGUAAUGAACAUGCUAAAUCCUUUGCAGAGAAGAAUAAUCUCAGUCCUGAAAGAAGUCAUGCAGCAGAGAAACCAUAUGAAUGCAAUCUAUGUGGUAAAGCCUUUGCAAGGAAGAGUUAUCUUUGCAGUCAUGAAAGAAUUCAUACUGGGGAGAAACCCUAUGUAUGUAACCAAUGUGGUAAAGCCUUUGCACACAAUAGUCAUCUUCACAGUCAUGAAAGAAUUCAUACUGGAGAGAAACCCUAUGAAUGUAACCAAUGUGAUAAAGCAUUUUCACGUAAAAGUCAUCUUCACAGGCAUGAAAGAAUUCAUACUAGAGAGAAACCUUGUGGGUAUAAUCAAUGUGGUAGAGAUUUUGUAUUUAACAGUAACCUUCAAUUAAAGAAACCUCAUACUGGAGACAAGUCCUAUGAAUAUAGUUAAUGUGGUAAAGAAUUUAUACAGAACAGUCGUCUUCACGGGCAAGAAAGAAAUCAGUGACAAAAACCUUAUGAAUGUAAUCAGUACAGUAGAGCCUUUACACAUUGAAGUGUCCUUCAAAAUCAUGAAAACAUUCAAACUGAUGAAAAUCCCCAUGAAACUAAUAAAUGAGGCCAGGCCUUACAAUCCACAUACAUUUUCUCUACAGAGAUAUCUCACUACUGCUCUAGUAAAAUAAGUAGAGCCACUCUAUAGGUAAAAUGUUGUCUGUUUUCAAGUUGUAAACAUUUUCCAAGAAUACAGAAACACAUGAUAAUUUGAAUAAUAAACUGUAUUUACAAUAGAAAAUGGUAUUUAUCCUGUCAUCCCAUUAUUUUUGAAUCCUGGUAUUUGAUUUUGAGCUUAAAUACUUCCAAUCAUAUUCUCAGAAACACAAAUGGCAGAGAAUUUUGUCAGUGAGGAAAUGUGAUUGCCAGAGCUUGCAGUGAAUGUACCUCUGCCAUGUUGGAAAGCCAAACUGGAUGGAGCCAACUGCCAAAGCUACCAUUUUGAUCCUAGCCAAUCCCACUUACCAAUUUAAACAUUGAUCAAACAGUGAUUACAGAUAUGCAUUAUAAAGACAGAUUCAGACCAAAAGAAACCUCUGUGUCACAGCAUGAUUAAAAACUCUCUAUAGGCUUGAAAAAUUGUGUAUAGACAGUUAUUAAAAGAAAUAGUUAAAGUCUUAGAAAGUAAAAAGAAAAAAGCCACAUAAAGAUGAGAAAUACAAAGUGAGUCUUGAUUGUAUAUGUUAUUGUGUUGAUUUUGAAUUUUUUGAUGGCUCAUGGGCAAGAGACUGCUGCUGGGAAACAUGGGAUUAGAAGAGAUACUGAUAAAAUAUACCAACCUAAAUGCUUUAUCUUUAAAACACAAGUUAAAAAUUAAUAUUUGUAAAAUGUAAAUUAAAAGAUGCAUUGCUUUGGAGAAGCA
Messenger RNA from Cricetulus griseus (Chinese hamster), 2642 nucleotides. NCBI's taxonomy places the organism in Eukaryota, Metazoa, Chordata, Mammalia, Rodentia, Cricetidae. The record is from RefSeq and is a predicted model, not a curated record.